AUGCCUCUAUUAUUUAUCAUAAUUUUUCAAUUAAUUAUAAAUGGAAUUAAAGCAGAGGAAAGGGCGGAAGUAGAUAUUAGGGUUUCUGGAGCUUGCAGUCCGAUUUAUUUGUCAAGGAGAGGAAUUGAUUUAGGCAAAUACCGUCCGUUGAUACGUUUCAAUCCGGAUAAAGUUCAACUUAUACCUAAAAACCCAGUAAUACCUGGAUGCGUUAAAAUAAAAGCAGAAGGUGUUGAAAUACUUAAACCUAUAAAGAAUUUAUUUGCCGAAAUAGAAAUGAGAAUUGGUGGAAGCCCAGACCCUAACAAUCCAACACUUCCUUGUACAAAAAGAAUUGAUGACAAAGUAAAUCAAUGUCCCUGUGCUAAAACAGAAGGAUCUUGGUUACUAAUUUAUUUAAAAAUAAUUUUUAAUUUAAUUUUUAAAAGUGUUUUUUGUGAUUUCUGCAGACAAUUACGGGCACAACAAUCAAAACUUUCCAUUACAGAAACAUCAAAAAGAAAAUUAAAAAAUAAAUCUGGAGAUGAAGAUUCUUUAGAAGAACAGUGUAAAUGUGAAACAAUGCAGCCAGGACUAUAUGAUAUUGAAACAGAAAUGUGUACUCCAGAAUUGGAUGAUACAAAACAAUAUAUACCUACAGAACUACAAAAUAAUGUUUUGGAAAAAACGCCUGUUUGUUAUUUAAUGAAAAUAAUUAUUUUUAAGAUUUUGUCAAGUCCAUUAAAAAUUAAACAAUUAUUAUUUUAA
This is a messenger RNA of Meloidogyne enterolobii, 747 nucleotides long. The record is from the annotation of a GenBank genome assembly. Lineage: Eukaryota; Metazoa; Nematoda; Chromadorea; Rhabditida; Meloidogynidae.